AUCAUUUACAACUCGACAUACUGACAGGAGCUGUCAAUCACCAAACCUUUCAAAAUUGUCAUUGGUGCCGUAUAAAAGAAAUGAAACGCAAAUAAUCAGUUUAAUUUUUUGUUUUUGAAGUGAAGAUAAGACAACAGUAAUAAUAAAAGCGGAAAAUUAAGCCAGUUUUAUCUAGGAUCUCGACGAAUUAUUCGUUGAAAUGAAGGGCUACAUCCUCUUCGUGCUUACAGCAAUAAUUGCUCUGGCCAGUGGUGUGUUCGUACCACCACGUCCAGGUCACAAAAAGAAGCAUGUGGAGCUACUAGGAGCCAAAGAAUGCACCUGGGGACCAUCCUACUGGUGCCAGAAUCUAACAGCUGCUGCAGAUUGUCAUGCUGUACCUCAUUGUAUACAGACAGUAUGGAUUCACAAGAAAUUGUCCCCAGACACAAGCAGUAUCUGUCAGACCUGCUUAGACAUGGUUAAGCAAGCUAGAGACCAACUUGAAAGUAAUGAGACACAGGAGCUGAUAAAGGAGGUGUUCGAGGGCUCCUGUAAGCUCUUGCAUAUCAAGCCAAUAGUGAAGGAAUGCGACAAAAUUGCCGAUGACUAUAUUCCAGAGCUAAUUGACACUUUGGCUUCUCAGAUGAAUCCACAAGUGGUGUGCUCUGUGGCUGGACUGUGUAAUAACGAAAAGGUUCACAAGUUGCUGGCAGAAGCAGGCGAAAAGAUUGAGACUAAGUCCAUAGCUAAAGCUGGCGGCCCUAGCACAUGCGAAGGUUGCCAUACUGUCAUUGGAAUAUUGGAAAACAAAUUCAACCGAAUGAGUCGUGAUGACGUUCUUCACGCUAUGCUAAGGAUGUGCGGCAAGACAGGCAGCUUCAGUGAUGGUUGCAGCAACAUAAUAAUCACCUACUUCAGCAAAAUCUACCACCAUUUGCAAAACCACCUGAACGCAGAAGAAGUGUGUCUGAUGUCAGGAGAGUGCAGCGCUCAGUUCCAUAAGCAUGCCAACGUUGAAAUCACGCCUAUGUCACAUGUUGGAUAUGUCCCAGUCGAAACUACUGAGAAGGACGAUCUCCCUUGCGACCUGUGCCAGCAGCUGGUACACCACCUGAAGGACCUUCUGAUCGCCAACACUACAGAAGACGAAUUCAAGAAGGUACUGAUGGGUCUUUGCAAUCAAACCGGGGACUUCAAACAGGAAUGCACCAGUCUGGUGGACCAGUACUACUACCAACUCUACAAAUACCUGUGCGAGACCUUGGACGGAGCUACGGUAUGCAAAGCUAUAGGCAUAUGCCCAUCACCACAGCAGGAAGAUGAUUUCUUCGCGCCAUUGCUACCACCAUCAACUGCCGAAAUUGCUGAAAACUUGAAGAAAGAUCCUGAAAUGGCUCGCGCUCCUAUCCAGACUGAUGCAUCUUCAGUACGAGUAUUACCAUUUGAGACAGAACAAGACGUCAUUCCUGAGCAACAGAUACCCAUUGAAGCUAUGGUACCUCCACAUAUGCAGGUGCUUUACAACAGAGAAGUAUGCGAAUUCUGCCAAUACUUCUUGCACUACCUGCAAAUUGCGAUCACUGAACCCAAAACAGAGGAGAAGAUCAAAUCAGUGUUAGAGAAGGCGUGCAGUAAACUACCAUCUGUAGUCAAUGAAACCUGUGUCAACUUCAUCGACGAUUACGAACCAGCUCUUGUAGCAAUAUUGGCACAGGAUAUCGAUCCAUCUCAAGUAUGUCCAAUGAUCAGAGCGUGCCCAUCAAAGUCAGCUGACGUAGAAAUUUUCAUGGAGGCUGAAGGAGACUCCAAAUGCCCAUUGUGUCUGUUUGCUGUGACCAAACUGGAGAGUAUGGUGAAGGAUCAAAAGACGAAGGACAACAUUGAAAGAGCUCUCGACAAAGUCUGCGACCAUCUGCCUAGCAACAUGGGCGAAGAAUGCAAAGAUUUCGUGAAUACGUACUCCAGCGAAUUGAUUGAAAUGCUGAUCGCUGACUUGAAACCUGAGGAGGUGUGCGUCUACUUGAAACUCUGUCAAGACGGAACUCCAGCACCUAAACUUCCGCCUUACGUUUUCAGACAUACUGUCGGCGAUAUUGAAACUAACGUCAUCCCAGACAACACAAUAAAUGGCCAGUACAUCGCCUCCAGGAGAGAAGAUAUUAUCGAGGACAGUCCCCAAUGCGUUCUUUGUGAAUUCGUCAUGAAGGAGAUUGAAGAUCAACUAAAGAAUAAGAAUAAUGAUCGUAAAAUUGAAGAUAUCGUCAGAGACAUUUGCAGCGUGAUGCCACAUUCCGUGAAGAAGCAGUGUAAUGACUUUAUCGACAAAUACGCAGACACUGUCAUCCAACUACUGAUCCAAGCCUUGGAACCCAGCGAGAUCUGCACUAUGAUGAAAAUGUGCAGUGACAAAUUAAUCAACAUGAAAGUUGAAAUUUUGGACUGCCCCAUUUGCGAAAUGACAGUGGCAGCAAUGGAAAAGAUUUUGGGAAAUCCCAGAGUCGAACAUGAAAUCGAACACGUUUUGGAGAAGACCUGCAGAGGAUUGCCUGAAAAGUACAGACAUAAGUGUGGCGAUGUUAUUGACGAAUAUGGAGAUGUAAUGUUCGAGAUGCUUAUACAUCACACGAACAAAAAAUCUGUCUGCCGCGACCUGGGAUACUGCAAAACUACCCAACUUGAUAUGUUAGUCAUAGAUUAGAUAUUCGUGAUAUAGAAUACUCUCUAUUAGGUAAGUUUAGUCUAAGCAUAGGCUAGACAAACUGCUAAUCUCAUUAUGUUUUGCAGAUGUUGUAUACUUAUAAAAUAUAUGGUUUUGUCAUAUGGUGAACCAAAGUUUGAACAAACAUCUACAAUAUAGUUUAGAUUAUGUACUUUUAGUUUAGUGUUCAGUUGCAAAUACUUAAGGGUCAAAAUAACUUACUUUUGCGCCGAAAUUUUUGAUUGGCAACUGUGAUAAAAAUCUUUGUGAAUUUUUAAAUGUGUCCAUUUAGUUAUGUGGCAAAUAAAAUGUUUAGUUAAAAAAAUUGUUUCAUUUUCUCCAUCCAAUUUUAGCAUACGCAGUACCUAUGGUUAUCAGGAACUUAUCAUGCAAACUUCGUGCUAUUACGUGGCCUGAGAUAGCGGUAACUUACGAAAUUUGGUGGUUUGAUAUGUUUAGUACUCUGCUCCUCGCCGGUCAUGUCCAA
Molecule: messenger RNA, 3167 nt
Organism: Acanthoscelides obtectus
Lineage: Eukaryota; Metazoa; Arthropoda; Insecta; Coleoptera; Chrysomelidae
Source: the annotation of a GenBank genome assembly